AUAACGAUCUAGUUUGCUAAUACAACCUAUCUUUGGGUCAAAUGCUGUUUGACGUGUUUCAUACCGAUUGUUGGGCCGUUCGUGGCACAUAAUGAUUUUGACUACGGAUAACUCCGUUUACCCGAUCAAGAUAUAGGGUUCACGGCGGGUGUGACUGGUCGACAGGGGAUGCUUACUCCUCCUAGGCACUUUAUCCCACUUCUGCUAUAUCCAGGGGUCCGUGUUUGCCCAACUAUCUAUUUUGAAUUGAUUAUAGGAGUUAUGAGAUUGAUCACUAUUCGUUAUCUUCACCUUUCUUACAGUAAUAACAGUGAGUAUUCUAUCCAAAGCCUACCGUGACUUUAAUGAUUAUAUCCUAAAUAUCCGUGACUUUUACUUCAAAAGGAAAAGUCACUAUUUGUUGUAAACGUUUUAAGUUUAGCAUGAUGCCAGGAUCGAGAAUCGAACUCGGGUAACCUGAUUGUAAACAUAAAAUGUAAUGUGUAAUCUUAAUUGAAUAUUUUAGAAGCAUGAAAUCAAAAUUACCAUCGCAUAUAUAAACAACUAUUGAUGACAAGAAAACAGCGAAAUUGAAAAUAUCAGUUUCCUAUACUCUCUUUCUGUAAUUUAAGACACAUGCAAACACACAAUCAAAACAACCUGUUCACGUGGUCAUGCAAUUUCGUUAUUUAAUAACAAUGUCAACCACAUAAAAGUCGUUAAAUUUAUUCAGGCAUCAGAGUGUAUAACAAAUCUCUUGUCUUCCAGAAAUUAGAUGGUAUUCAAAGAUGAUGUUUUCUCUGUUUUGCCUUUACAUUGCAGCCAAUGUCCUUCCAGCGAACGCUAACGCACUGCCAGGAAAACCUGUCGAUUUUGUUGUCUUCCAAGAGAAACUUCACGAUGUUCAUGCCGGAUUUCAAAAAUCCGCCAAAGCAAAUGGUUAUUUGUUGACGGAAACACAUUUUGAAACAAAAGUUAAAACCAUUUGUACCCAUUCAGGAUGUUCGUCAUCUGCAGAAGAAAAGAAGGAGAAUGACAGGGAAUGUCCCAAGGACUGGAAAAAAUUCUCAAGGAACUGUUAUAAGCUUCUGUCUGACAAAAGGGCUUGGAAUUCAGGAAAGAGCGCAUGCAAAACACUCAAGGCAAAUUUGGCUGACAUAAUAUCAGAAAGUGAACAUCUAUGGCUUUAUAAGACAUUUACAGGUUUAAAACAUUUCGCUUGGAUCGAUGCCUCAGACAAAGCAAAGAACGGGAAGUGGAGGUGGUCUUCUUCUGGCAAGAUGUCGACGUAUACUGCUUGGAAUGAGGAACCCAAAGAUUCAAGUGGCAAAAAAUACUGCCCUUAUGUUUAUGCACGUGGAGGAAAACUCCAUUGGAGCGUAACAAAAUGCGGGGUUCACCAACUUCAAACUUUAUGCAAGAAAAAGAGAUAGACAAGGUGGAACAAGAGUGAUAACGCUGCUGAAUUAAAUUGCUAAAUUUACUAUUGGUUUUACAGAUUGCCAUCGAUCAUCAAGUUGUUAAUGAACUCUUUUGACAUAGAACGUUUGCACAGAAAGCAUAGUAUUCUUUUUACUGGGCAUUUAGUCAUGAGUGCUGACGUUCAAAAUUUUCGUGCAACUGAAG
Messenger RNA from Ostrea edulis (European flat oyster), 1605 nucleotides. Its product is annotated as C-type lectin-like. Lineage: Eukaryota; Metazoa; Mollusca; Bivalvia; Ostreida; Ostreidae. The transcript is spliced from 5 exons. Bases 768 to 1412 code for a protein of 214 amino acids. The record is from RefSeq and is a predicted model, not a curated record.